Messenger RNA from Cinclus cinclus, 1374 nucleotides. RefSeq names its product mannosidase endo-alpha (gene MANEA). The coding region runs from base 1 to 1374 and encodes 457 amino acids. Gene Ontology annotation, molecular function: alpha-mannosidase activity. The record is from RefSeq and is a predicted model, not a curated record. The transcript is spliced from 4 exons. Lineage: Eukaryota; Metazoa; Chordata; Aves; Passeriformes; Cinclidae. Gene Ontology annotation, cellular component: Golgi apparatus.
AUGGCAAGAUUUCGCAGAAGAACAUGCAUCAUUCUUUUGCUUUUUAUUUUGUUUAUUUGCUCCAUAAUGAUGGCUUUGAAGACCCUGAGACCUGACAGAGCUGGCUUUGGGGAUCCAUUUGGACUUGGUUUGUUGCCAGAGCUUCAACAACGAACAGUGCUUUUAGACAGUAAACAGAAUUCACUGAAUAGGGCUCCAGGAGAUACUGUAACACGUGUCAGUAAUUUGCAUAGUGUUGCUGUCAAUACUGUGAAAGCAUCUAUGUCUUCUGUAAAAAAGCUGGAAGAGGAUCUGUCUUCUCCUAAUUAUAACUUUCAUAUAUUCUACUAUACUUGGUAUGGAAAUCCACAGUUUGAUGGUAAAUAUAUUCACUGGAACCAUCCGUUGUUGCCACAUUGGGAUCCCAAAAUUGCAAACAAUUAUCCAAAGGGAAGGCAUAAUCCUCCUGAGGACAUUGGGGCCAACUUUUAUCCAGAGCUUGGAUCUUACAGUUCCAAAGACCCUACUGUCAUAGAAGCCCACAUGAAACAAAUGCGUUCAGCUUCAACUGGUGUAAUAGUGCUUUCAUGGUACCCACCAGGUAUGGCAGAUGAAAAUGGAGAACCAACUGAUGAUUUAGUGCCAAUUGUUUUGGACUAUGCACACAAAUAUAACCUAAAGGUCACUUUUCAUAUUGAACCUUACAAAGACAGAGAUGAUCGCAGCAUGUACCACAAUGUCAAGUACAUCAUUGACAAAUACGGAAGCCAUCCAGCCUUUUACAGGCAUAAGACCAGCACAGGCAGACUUCUUCCCAUGUUUUAUGUUUAUGACUCUUACGUAACGAUUCCUGAAAUAUGGGCAAAUCUGUUAACUGUCUCUGGAUCCCAGAGUAUUCGAAAUACACCCUAUGAUGCAUUAUUCAUUGCACUUCUUGUAGAAGAAAGACAUAAGCAUGACAUUCACAGAAGUGGUUUUGAUGGAAUGUAUACAUACUUUGCCACCAAUGGCUUCUCCUACGGCUCAUCUCAUCAUAAUUGGGCAAGUUUAAAAGCCUUUUGUGAUAGUAACAACUUAAUGUUUAUUCCAAGUGUGGGGCCAGGUUAUAUCGAUACCAACAUCCGACCAUGGAAUAACCACAACACCCGGAACCGCGUCAAUGGGAAGUACUAUGAGACUGCCUUCAGUGCAGCCCUUCUGGUGCGACCAGAAAUUAUUUCCAUUACAUCUUUUAAUGAAUGGCACGAGGGAACUCAGAUUGAAAAAGCUGUCCCUAAACGGACUGGACAGAUGAUUUACCUUGAUUAUAAACCCCAUAAACCAAAUGUUUACCUAGAGCUUACUCAGAAGUGGUCUGAGAAGUACAGAAAAGAACAAGAACAGUGGCUUAUGUGA